AUGGUGGUGAGCUCUCCUACUGUACAACUGCCCGAACUUACAGUUUCCUUGCAAGCACAGAGUAGUUUAGAUCCGCCUAUUAUGUCAGUUGAAAGCCAAGCUCUGUCACCAGAGACAUCCACAGUUGCUCAGACUAGUCAUAACACGUAUACAAUACCUGUGCCACCUGAGCCCACAUCUGCGCACAUCCAGCAAGAUUAUGUCAAUCAAUCUGUUUCCAUUGAUGAUCAGUCUAGCCGAGAGUUAAACAAUAACAACUCUGAAAACAACUUUACACUGAUUGACAGGUUCUUAGAUACAAUUUCGAAACCCAUGGAGGCCAUCAAGAUGCUCAUUGAGCAGGAAGCCAAGAAGCAGAAGACAAGCGCCAUCCAGAAGAAGGCUGCCGUGGCUCCGGCCAUGGAGGCUUAG
This is a messenger RNA of Miscanthus lutarioriparius, 411 nucleotides long. Lineage: Eukaryota; Viridiplantae; Streptophyta; Magnoliopsida; Poales; Poaceae. The record is from the annotation of a GenBank genome assembly.